Molecule: messenger RNA, 1623 nt
Organism: Lolium rigidum
Lineage: Eukaryota; Viridiplantae; Streptophyta; Magnoliopsida; Poales; Poaceae
Product: glyceraldehyde-3-phosphate dehydrogenase GAPCP1, chloroplastic-like
Exons: 15
Coding region: 1-1293 (430 amino acids)
Biological process (GO): glucose metabolic process
Molecular function (GO): NADP binding; oxidoreductase activity, acting on the aldehyde or oxo group of donors, NAD or NADP as acceptor; NAD binding
Source: RefSeq, a predicted model, not a curated record
AUGGAGGCAGCAGUGGUUGCUGGCUGCGGCGAAGUUGUCAAGAAGCAGCUUAAGGUUGGCGGCUUGAGCAGGGUCAGCCCUGUUGAUAAUAAGGGUGUCAUCGGCAUACUGGAGAACAGGGCAGGGGAGGUGUCAUGCCUGAGGAGCACGGGUUCAGCUCGUUUCGGCUGCAGCUUCCCCUCCAUCGUGGCCUCCUCUUCGUCUGCCAGGAGCAUCGAGCCACUUAGAGCGGUUGCUACACAGGCGCCCCCUGCCGUCCCACAAUAUUCAAGUGGGGAGAAGACCAAGGUUGGCAUCAACGGGUUUGGACGGAUUGGGAGAUUGGUCCUGAGAAUUGCAACCAGUAGAGAUGAUAUUGAAGUUGUGGCUGUCAAUGAUCCUUUUGUUGAUGCUAAGUACAUGGCGUAUAUGUUCAAGUAUGACUCCACCCAUGGCCCAUUUAAAGGAUCCAUUAAGGUUGUGGAUGAUUCAACCCUGGAGAUCAAUGGGAAGAAAAUCACAAUCACGAGCAAAAGAGACCCCGCAGAUAUUCCUUGGGGUAACUUUGGAGCUGAAUAUGUUGUUGAAUCUUCUGGUGUUUUUACGACGAUCGAGAAAGCAUCAGUACACUUGAAGGGUGGUGCUAAGAAGGUGGUGAUAUCUGCUCCAUCUGCAGAUGCUCCCAUGUUUGUAGUUGGUGUCAAUGAGAUGAGCUACGAUCCCAAGAUGAAUGUUGUUUCUAAUGCAAGCUGUACCACCAACUGCCUUGCUCCUCUUGCCAAGGUUGUUCAUGAAGAAUUUGGCAUUCUUGAAGGUCUCAUGACAACUGUUCACGCUACCACAGCCACCCAAAAGACUGUUGACGGUCCCUCAAUGAAAGAUUGGAGAGGUGGACGUGGUGCUGGCCAAAACAUAAUUCCUAGCUCUACUGGGGCAGCAAAGGCUGUUGGGAAAGUCCUCCCUGAGCUAAACGGAAAACUUACUGGCAUGGCUUUCCGAGUUCCAACACCAAAUGUCUCUGUGGUCGACUUGACCUGCCGGCUUGAGAAAAGUGCCUCAUAUGAUGAUGUGAAAGCAGCCAUCAAGGCGGCAUCAGAGGGUGCACUGAAAGGCAUUCUUGGCUACACAGAUGAGGAUGUGGUAUCCAAUGAUUUUGUUGGUGAUACAAGGUCAAGCAUAUUUGAUGCUAAUGCUGGCAUGGGACUGAGUUCUUCCUUCAUGAAGCUCGUGUCGUGGUAUGACAACGAGUGGGGCUACAGCAACCGAGUCCUGGAUCUGAUAGCCCACAUGGCUCUUGUAACUGCCAAGCACUGAUCAGUCCUUUAAUAGUAUAGUAGUCUGUGAAGGCUGCAGUUUUGACGGUUCUUUUCUGUUCCGUAUUUAUUAGCCUUUUUGUGGCUUUGAAAACAAGAAGAGAUGGCUACUCGGAUCCAUGACUUGUUUGUAGCAGGAGACGAAGAAAAUGUACCGUAGCGUUUUGAGCCCGUGGUGGGAACUGUUGAGUGAAUCUCAUAUAUGUUGGUGACAUGAUCUGUUGCUUAAAGAAGCAAAAAUAAUUGUACGUUUUUUUCAUAUUAUUUCACAACUUUAGAUGGAUUUGUACCAAGUUCGAAAAACAGGAUCAUAUCUACCAGUUUCCAAAUA